Molecule: messenger RNA, 1126 nt
Organism: Papaver somniferum (opium poppy)
Lineage: Eukaryota; Viridiplantae; Streptophyta; Magnoliopsida; Ranunculales; Papaveraceae
Product: probable DNA replication complex GINS protein PSF1
Exons: 8
Coding region: 262-855 (197 amino acids)
Biological process (GO): DNA replication; DNA strand elongation involved in mitotic DNA replication
Cellular component (GO): GINS complex
Source: RefSeq, a predicted model, not a curated record
AGAACGGAAGCUUAAAUUUUAGCUCUAGUUACACAGAGAGGGAGAAAGAGAGAACACAGUUGUAAGAUUUUAAUGUUCUAAGCUAAGAAAGAAUCAAUAGGUAAGCUUUGUUAUGGAUUGAGCAUGAUCUCCUUGUUGAAGUUGAUACCAGAACCUUGAUUAGUGAUUUUGCGGAAGAAAUCAUCGAGAUAGGUAAUCCAGCAAGUUCUCAAGUUUCUCUACUGUUAGAGGUUGUUUUUGAAACUUUGGAAGCCAGCAAAGAUGUAUGGAAGAACAGCAUCGCAGCUGGUGAAGGAACUUGCCAGCAAUGAGGCUAAUCAACUCUCUUCUUUCAAUAAUGAUUUGGUUGAUCAAGUAAUUAAAGAGUGCGAUAACCACCACUUAGAGCUUCAGAACUUGAUGAGGAAAAUUCAGGAUGAAGGUUUAGACGUACAGACUACUAGAAAUGCUGACCACUUUGGUGCUGUUAUCCACCACCUCUCUUUAUCUCGGAACAAGCGUUGUCUUAUGGCUUAUAUGUAUAAUCGUGCGCAAAUUAUUCAGGAUUUAAGAUGGAAGGUAGGGCAUACACUUCCUCAAGAAGUUAAAGAAAAGCUUAACCACUGUGAGGUAGAGUAUUUCAAAAAUCAUUCUGAUGCUUUAGAGAAAUACAUCUCAAAGCUGGACCUUGAUUUGACUGUGGAUAUGGUUCCUCCGAAGGAUCCUUACUUAAAAGUCAGGGUCCUCGAAGAUAUCGGUCAUGUGCCUCUGGGAGAUCAGUCAUCAAAUCUUGCACGGCACUCUAUACACUUUCUUAAACGCACGGAUGCUGAAAGGUUCAUCUCACUGGGUUUGAUGGAGGAACUCUCAGGUUGAAGGCUAGCUGUAAUUUUUUAGUCACUCGCAUAUUUAACUUCUGGGGGUGUCAUUUCUUUUCUCCUCAUCAUUUUUGUUAUAAGGAAAGCUGAUUUGUUUAGGGGGAAAGCUAAAAUAGUUUGACUAUGGUAUAUUUUGUUUGACUUUCCGUCAUAAGGGGGAAUGAGCAGAAAAUUGUCUUUCCCCCUAACAAAAAUACUGAUUUUUACUACUCUGCCCUCAUUUAAUGUAACUCUAUAUUUAGUUAAAACCAUGAUUAACCCUAAACAAA